Messenger RNA from Tilletiaria anomala UBC 951, 1241 nucleotides. RefSeq lists its product as uncharacterized. Bases 348 to 1052 code for a protein of 234 amino acids. Lineage: Eukaryota; Fungi; Basidiomycota; Exobasidiomycetes; Georgefischeriales; Tilletiariaceae. The transcript has 4 exons. The record is from RefSeq and is a predicted model, not a curated record.
GGCAUGUGUCCUGCGGCCCGUGUCUUGUGGGCUGUGGGCUGCAAUGCUCGUUGCCACUGCAGCGCCGAGAGAAGUUGCCGAAUAUCAGGAAGCGCCGCUGACGAGACGACGUUGAGUGAUCUCAACUCUGACCGGUGGCUGGUCACUACGAUGUAUGUACCCCACUGCUGGUGAGAGGUAAUAUCGCCACAGGGGAGCACACGGACCUCAUAGCAGUCUGUCAGGAAACGGCUCCACUCUGCUCCAGCAACUGGCUUUUAUCCCGCGUCCACACGCUCUGGGCUUCAGCCGAUAUUCAUUCCAAGCACACAAACGUGAAAGAGCAAUUCGGCAAGGAACAUACCAGAAUGGCAGCCUUCCCGCAGCCCGAUUUUCACCAGGACAACUACGGCCCAUCUUACGCGACGCCUUAUGGCGGCCCCGGGCCUGUGCAUCCAUAUAACGGUCCCAAUGGGCCUUCCGGAGGCGGCAUGCCGAUGCCAGACUACAGCACCGCUCCGCUCAGCGGCUACGGCAGCCGCGGAUACGACUCGUCGCAAGGACCCUACCCACCGCAGCAGUCACAACAAGUAGGCUAUCCACAGCAGCAGCAGCCGUCUAUGAUCCCAGGAUACCAAGAUUCCGCGCGCGGCACCGGCGGCGAAGCGGGAGCGUACUAUUCGCAGCCUCCCCAGCAGUCAGACGCGUACCCUCGGCAGCAGCAACAACAACAACAGCAGCAGCAGCAGCAGCAGCAGAUGUACGACGAGAAUGGAAACCCCAUCGAAGGCGGUGAGCGUGGGCUCGGCACGAUGGCGAUGGGCGGUAUCGCAGGGCUCGCAGUGAACAAGAUGACAGGCGGGCACCACGGCGGCAUGACGUCUGCGCUCGGCGGCGCGCUCCUGGCACAAGGCGCCAAGAUGGCAGUGGAGAUGAUGAAGGACAAGGGUAAUCAUGGGCACAAGCAGAACAUGUUCGGCGACCACCAGCAGCCCCAAUACGGCAAGCCGCCACCACACUAUGGGGCGCAGCAGAACCAUCCUCAUGGAGGCCAAGGCUUCUUUGGUCUCUGAUCGCACGCCGAAAGGCAUCAGCGCCUCUUCUCGACUCUUGUCCCCCUGUGUACCGCUCACUGUCCUGCCUGUGCUCUUGCGCACGUGCAUCUCGCUGAUAUGCGCUUCGAGUCUUUCAUAUUCUGUCUAUCGUCGCACUCGCUGUAUCAAUAGGAUGAUUGAUGAAUUCCAUCUCCCCCACUGCACGCG